This is a messenger RNA of Strongyloides ratti, 1191 nucleotides long. RefSeq names its product Ets domain and Winged helix-turn-helix DNA-binding domain-containing protein. The transcript is spliced from 4 exons. NCBI's taxonomy places the organism in Eukaryota, Metazoa, Nematoda, Chromadorea, Rhabditida, Strongyloididae. The record is from RefSeq and is a predicted model, not a curated record. Gene Ontology annotation, cellular component: nucleus. Gene Ontology annotation, molecular function: DNA-binding transcription factor activity, RNA polymerase II-specific; sequence-specific DNA binding. Gene Ontology annotation, biological process: regulation of transcription by RNA polymerase II; cell differentiation. Bases 1 to 1191 code for a protein of 396 amino acids.
AUGGACAUAAAACAAGAAAACCUUUCAGUCAUAACUGGUGAUAAUAUCAAUAAUUCAUCACUUCAAAAUAAAAAAAUUUUAUCAAAUAUUAAUGAACAAUUAACAAAUGGUGGUUUACAUCAAAAUACUUUUGAUUUAACAUCAUUUAAUUUACCAACAUUUCAAAAUAGUAUUAUGUAUAAUUCACAAGUUCAAAAUCUUACAGCAUCUAAUAAUAUUGGAAGGAAUCCAUUUUAUGAUACUCAAAGUAUAGCACCCCUUAAAACUACUGAAUUUUCUAUGAACCAACAACAGAAUGAAGGUAUGUUUGAAUAUCUCAACAAUUGCAGAGUUAAUUUGAGUUUACAACAUUCAUUGUUACAAUCAUCAACAAAUAAUAAUUCUACAAAUACGUUGUUAAAUUCUAUGGCAAAUAAUUCUAAUCCAACAACAUUAACAUCACCAACAGGACAUGCUAUAUUAUUGAAAGACGAUAAUAUUGGUAUCAAUAUGGAUAAUGCUGGAACAUUAAAUUCAUGUUUUUCAUGUCCACCUCUUCGUAUAUCAUCAUGUCAAUCAAAUACACUCAAUCAACCAGAUCCUUAUCAAAUAUUGGGGCCAACAAGUUCAAGAUUAGCUUCAGCUGGUUCAGGACAAAUACAGUUAUGGCAAUUUUUAUUAGAAUUAUUGUCAGAUAGUCGCAAUGCAGAUUCCAUAACAUGGGAAGGUACACAAGGUGAAUUUAAACUUGUUGAUCCAGAUGACGUUGCUAGAAGAUGGGGUGAAAGAAAAUCAAAACCUAAUAUGAAUUAUGAUAAAAUGAGUAGAGCAUUAAGAUAUUAUUAUGAUAAAAAUAUAAUGUGUAAAGUUCAUGGUAAAAGGUAUGCAUAUAAAUUUGAUUUUCAAGGAAUAGCACAAGCACUUCAACCACAAACAACACAUCCUGGACCAUCUGAUAUGUUUAAUACAGCAAAUUCACGUAUUCAACAAGAUUUUAUGAAUACAUCAUGGACGACUGCUGCCAAUUAUAGAUCUCUCAUGAAUCCAUCAGGCCUCCAAAAUUCCACCGGUUUUUUUAAUCAAACAAUGGGAUAUGGUAGUUUUAAUUCAUCAAAUAUGUCAACACCUCGCAACUUUCCUUUGUACAAUCCUCAAGGAUACUCAAAAUGUAUAUAUUCAAAGAGAGUUUCAGAUGAAAGAUAUAUAUUUUAA